Sparassis crispa is the source of this 942-nucleotide messenger RNA. RefSeq lists its product with no specific name. The record is from RefSeq and is a predicted model, not a curated record. The transcript has 4 exons. Lineage: Eukaryota; Fungi; Basidiomycota; Agaricomycetes; Polyporales; Sparassidaceae. The coding region runs from base 1 to 942 and encodes 313 amino acids.
AUGGCUUUGGACAAACGGGGUGAUGUCGCGGCGGCGGAGAUUGUUAUUUACAUCCCUAUCCUGGUGAUCAGCUUUAUACUGGUCGUGCGGCAUGGUUUUGCCCGGACAGCGGGAUGGAUUUUCCUCGUCAUUCUAUCCAUCAUCCGCAUUGUUGGCGGCGUUACGCAUGUUCUUUCAGAGACGUCGGAUAAGAACAACUCGACAUUAAUCACCAUCUACAGUAUUAUGGAGUCUGCGGGUCUGUCACCGCUGUUGAUGGCAACCUUGGGCUUCUGCAACACUGUUGCACAGAACUCUGUCGACUCACACCCACUCAUGUCCCGCGGCACGCAUCUGAUGGGUCUAUUGGGCACGCUCGCCCUUGUACUGUCCAUCAUUGGUGGUGUGAAAAUGGGGGUCGCGAAGACCGAAUCGGAUUUGCACAGCGCGUCGACCCUGCGUCACGUUGGUUCUAUCCUCUUCCUUGUUUUAUUCGUCGCGACCUUUUUCGUGCACGUCUUCCUCUGGAACAACCGUGGCCGGAUCCUCAAGUACAGACGUCAGCUGCUCGCGGGCAUCUCCGCAGCGCUACCCUUUCUCUUCAUCCGCGUGCUCUACAGCGUCCUCGGUUCCUUCGCGCCGCUAAGCGAGAGCAUCGACGCCAACGGCAAGGUCACACACACGACGAACAACUCCUUUCUCAGCAACUUCAGCAUCACGGGCUCAUGGGUGAUCUACGUCGUCAUGUCCGUGCUCAUGGAGUACAUCGCGAUCCUCAUCUACGUCAUCGUUGGUAUCAAGACGCCGCUGCAGAACGACUACCUGCAGAGCCCGCUGGCGGAGCGCUGGGACGAGGAUUCCGCUGAGUCGGCGAAGCUCCAGCCGUACGCGAUGCAGCAGCCAUAUGCCCAGAGCCAGCCGUCGUACGCGCAGGGUCAAGGAUAUGCUGCACCUUACGAAUGA